AUGUCGAACACUCGUCCCACUUUCGUAUUCGUCCCUGGCGCCUGCCAUACGCUCGCCCAUGCACAACCACUCCUCGACGCCCUGCAGGCAAAAGGAUAUCCAGCACAGGGAGUAGCACUUCCAACAGUGGGCAAACUCGCCAGUUCAGCUCCGCCAAAUGCGGACGCCCACAGUGUCCGUCAAGCCUUGGAGGAGCUCGUGCUCAAGCAAGAACAAGAUGUUGUCCUGAUAAGUCACUCGUAUGGUGGCGUCCCAGCAAGCCAGGCAGUUGCCGGCUUAGAAAAAAGCGCGAGAAGCAAAGCUGGCCACAAGGGUGGAGUAGUCAAGAUCGUAUUUGUGAGUGCGAUCCUUGCCCUCGAGGGCGAGACCGUGGCGGACGCGUUUUCCGUCACGAACACAAAAGUUCAGUCAGACAAAGGCGUGUGGUUUGUGCCCAUCAGCGAAACCACAUUCGCCGGAGAGCUCAAGGACGCGGAGGAGUUCUUGUAUCAUGAUCUCAGCAGCGAGAAGGCAUUAUACUGGGCGCAGCAACUUGAGCCAAUGUCGCUCCACAUCUUCAGCACGCCCGCAAGUGGGGUUUGUUGGGGCCUCGAAGUUGGAAAAGUCUUCAUCUUUUCCAAGAACGACCGCGCAUUCUUGUUUGCGGCACAGCAGAACAUGGUAGAGAGGGCCAAGGCGAGCGGUGGCGACGCGGAUUCGUGGAAAACGUACCAGAUAGAGUGUGGACACAGCCCAUUCUUGAGUCACGUUGAGGAAUUAGCGGGUAUCUUGACGAACGAGGCAAAGCCAUAUCUUGACGCAUAG
Mycena indigotica is the source of this 804-nucleotide messenger RNA. Its product is annotated as AB hydrolase-1 domain-containing protein. The record is from RefSeq and is a predicted model, not a curated record. The transcript has 2 exons. NCBI's taxonomy places the organism in Eukaryota, Fungi, Basidiomycota, Agaricomycetes, Agaricales, Mycenaceae. Bases 1 to 804 code for a protein of 267 amino acids.